This is a messenger RNA of Patella vulgata (common limpet), 1615 nucleotides long. RefSeq names its product CDGSH iron-sulfur domain-containing protein 2 homolog B-like. Gene Ontology annotation, cellular component: intracellular membrane-bounded organelle; mitochondrial outer membrane. Gene Ontology annotation, biological process: regulation of autophagy. The transcript is spliced from 3 exons. Gene Ontology annotation, molecular function: 2 iron, 2 sulfur cluster binding. The record is from RefSeq and is a predicted model, not a curated record. NCBI's taxonomy places the organism in Eukaryota, Metazoa, Mollusca, Gastropoda, Patellidae. Bases 50 to 451 code for a protein of 133 amino acids.
AACAAGGCAAUAAAACAACUUGUUAUUCGAGUUACAUUUCUUACUCAACAUGGAGUCUGUCUCGACCUUAAUUAGAGUAUCUUUACCAAGUUACCUAAGAAGUUUGCCAAUCCCUAAUACACUUGGGGGUUUCGCAAAAUUAUCUGGACAAGAAUGGAUUGCCCUUGUACCUUUUGUUGGCACAGUAUCACUUCUUGUUUAUGUAACUGUUCAAGCUUUUCUUCCAAAACCUGAACCCAAGCCACCACUAGUUAAUCUCAAAGUUCAGAAAGAGAGCCAAAAAGUUGUAAAUAUGGUUGAUAUUGAAGAUCUUGGAGAUAAAAUUAGCUAUUGUCGUUGCUGGAGGUCGAAGAAAUUUCCAUUAUGUGAUGGUAGUCACAACAAGCACAAUGAAGAUACCGGUGAUAAUGUUGGACCAUUGGUACUCAAAAGAAGACAAGCUCAAAAGUAACAAUUGUUUUUGCAGAUCAGAAUCUGUUUGUUUGAAGCAUUAUGUAAUAAAAGUGAAUUCAUGAUAAUACUGUAUACUAGAAAACAUACUAAUAGAUUUUUAUGCAUUGAUUAAAAUUAAGACCAAAUUAUGUAGUUUUAAAAUACAUGUAUAGUGUAUACCUUUGUCAAGGCUUUGAUUCAGUGAUACUUCCCUGUUAAUUAAUCAAUUAUAUAAUCUUGUCUCAACAAACUAACCUUAAUUCAUUCAAUCUAAUUAAAAUCAGUUGUUAAUUAUGUUUUGUUUCAAUGUUGUACUGCAUUAAUAUCUGACAUAUUUUCUCAGUGAAAAGUGUUCAGUCAAUCAUGUUGGUUUAUUGACCAAUCAAAUUAUCUGUAUUGGUAUACAGAGCUUUGCUUUAUGGUGAAUUAUAUGAAUUUUAAAACCCAUGUGUGUAAGAGUUGAUCUGCUUAGUUUUGGGUCAUAAAUGUCUGCAAUGUCAUCCUAGAUGGAAGCGGGGCAUAAACCCCUAUCUGAGAAAGUUAGUUUUGGGUUAAAAUGUGACAGAUUGAUAUGCAUAGAACUGUCAGUGGCAGAACAAGAUUGUAAAAGAAAGGAAGUUAGAUUAUGAUGUAGUGUAUAAUUCAGAAAAUGGAAAUAAAAGUAGAAACCAAAUUGUAGUCUUAAUUUUAAUUAGAAUGUAAUUUAUUUGUGUAAAACAAGCCACUGGACUUGAAUUGUAAUUAAUGUAAGAUUGUUAAACUGGACUUGAAUUGUAAUGAUAUGUUAAUUAGAUAGUAAUUUAUUAAUAUAAAACAAGCCACUGAAAUGAAUAAUGCAUGUACCAUUAAUUGGGUAUUAUUGGUGUUUGUCUGCUAGUGCAUCAUGCAUGCAAUUUCUUAAAUAAGGUUGCUGUUAAAAGUUUAUGAAAGUUUGAAUGAUUAUCACAUCAUAGUGCACUUCUCUAAAAAUCAAAGUAUGUGUAGUUGCUUAAUUUCUAGUAUUGUUAUAUGACUGUUUCCUGUUUUUACUGAUUGUUUAUGAUGAAUCAUUGAAUGACUAUAUUAUGAUUGGUGAUUGUUGUUCUAAAUGUGCCAUGGUACAAUGUACUUGGAGGGUUUUUAUGUUUAAAUAUAAUAUAAUAAUAUAUACAGUUUUUGGAUAAUAAAUUUUGUAUCAAAAAUA